AUGUCGUCCACGCAGACUAUGAAAGCGGUCAACUACCAGGGACCGUUCAGCGUCAAGGUCGAGGAUGUGCCCAAGGCGAAGAUCGAGCAUCCCGAUGAUGUCGUUGUCAAGAUUACAACCACCGCAAUCUGCGGGUCGGACUUGCACAUGUACGAAGGACGCACUAGUGCCAAGCCCGGUAUCACUUUCGGUCACGAGAACAUGGGCAUCGUCGAGGAAGUUGGCCCCGGCGUGACGACGCUGCAUAAGGGAGACAGGGUUGUAUUGCCGUUCAACGUCGCCGACGGACGCUGCCGCAAUUGCGAAGAAGGCAAGACCGGCUUCUGCGAGGGAGUCAACCCGGGCUUCAGUGGCGGCGCGUACGGAUACGUGGCCAUGGGUCCUUAUCGAGGUGGCCAAGCUCAAUAUCUCCGCGUCCCAUUCGCAGAUUUCAAUGCCUUGAAGCUCCCACCAGGCAAGGAGCACGAGAGCGAUUUCAUCCUCGUGGCAGAUGUAUUCCCGACGGGCUGGCAUGGAGUCACUAUCAGCGGGUUCAAGCCAGGCGAGACCAUUGCCGUAUGGGGCGCGGGCCCCGUUGGGCUCAUGGCGGCGUAUUCUGCUGUUCUUCGUGGGGCGAGUAAAGUGUUCUCCGUGGACCGGGUACCAGAGCGCCUCGCCGCCGCGAAGAAGAUCGGAUGCAUCCCGAUUGACUUCAGCAAGGGCGACGCAGCCGACCAGAUUAUUGAGCAAAAUGGUGGCAUGGUCGAUCGGACGGUGGACGCCGUUGGGUAUCAGGCUAUCGACACCGGGGGAAAGGAACGACCCAACAUCGUUUUGGAGGACAUGAUCAAGGCUACAAGACCGUGUGGCGGAUUGGGUAUUCCUGGCUUGUAUGUGCCUACCGAUCCUGGUGCGCCGGAUGAGGCAAGCGGCAAAGGCAUGCUUAGUUUGAGCUUCGGCAAGCUGUUUGAAAAGGGCCUUUCCCUGGCCACAGGCCAGUGCAAUGUCAAGCAGUACAACCGGUAUUUGAGGGACCUCAUUAUUUCGGGUAAGGCGAAGCCUUCGUUUGUGGUCAGCCAUGAAAUUGGAAUCGAGGAUGCCGAGACAGCAUAUGAGAAGUUCGACAAGAGGAUUGACGGAUACACGAAGGUGUUGAUCCACCCUAACGGACCAUUGUGA
Messenger RNA from Exophiala spinifera, 1158 nucleotides. RefSeq lists its product as uncharacterized. Lineage: Eukaryota; Fungi; Ascomycota; Eurotiomycetes; Chaetothyriales; Herpotrichiellaceae. Gene Ontology annotation, molecular function: oxidoreductase activity; zinc ion binding. The record is from RefSeq and is a predicted model, not a curated record. Bases 1 to 1158 code for a protein of 385 amino acids. The transcript has 5 exons.